Molecule: messenger RNA, 1007 nt
Organism: Cetraspora pellucida
Lineage: Eukaryota; Fungi; Glomeromycota; Glomeromycetes; Diversisporales; Gigasporaceae
Source: the annotation of a GenBank genome assembly
AACCACAAACAUGGACUAAAGAAGUAAUUGCGGAAUAUCAACGCCAUUCUGAUUAUGUUCGGUAUAGUCAACUUGCUGAAGAAUUCUGCUCAAAAAUGACCCCAGAACAGAUUGCUUUUCAUGAUGAAAUUAUAGACUAUAUACUAUGGAAACCAGAAGCUGGUCCUAUUCCAAUAUCAAAAUUUCCAAAAUUUUUAGAUGGAAAGGCUGGUCGUGGUAAAACAUUUCUUAUUAAUGCUAUUUGUCACUCAAUCCGUGCUGCAAAAAAAAUUAUAUUACCUUGUGGAACUACUGCAUUAGCAGCAUUAUUGUAUGAAGGUGGUCGCACGGCUCACUCAUUAUUUAGAAUGCCUGUGGAAGAAAACAAUGUCAAUGUUCAAUCAACAAUCAGAUACCAUAGUAACCGUGCAGACUUAAUCCGUGAAUCAAUGCUAAUAAUUUGGGAUGAACUCCCAAUGGCAAAUAAAGCUGUUCUAGAAGGAGUUGAUCUUCUUCUUAGACAAAUCUGUAACAAAGACGAACCAUUUAGAGGAAAACCAUUUAUAGGUGCUGGCGACUUUAGACAAGUAGCGCCUAUUGUCAAAGGAGCGGGAAAAAGUGCUACCAUUGAUGCAUCAAUUAAAACUUCAUAUCUAUGGACGUACUUUGACAAAUAUACCCUCCACCAGCCUAUACGUAAUGCAAAUGAUCCAGGUUUUUCUGAAUUUGUCGAUUCUAUCGGAAAUAACUGGCAAGAAUCAGAAGUAUCUCUGGAAAUUUUUGAAACAACUCAUGAUAUUAAAAAAGCAAUUUCCUUUUUGUAUCCAAAAAAUUCACUUACAGAUUUUAAUGCAUUACAAACAAGAGCUUUUCUUAGUCCCCGCAAUAUUUUAGUAGAUGAUUUCAAUAGUCGAAUUCUCAAUAAUUUACAGGGAACUGUUCACACAUAUUUCAGUUAUGAUGUCGUAAAGGAAAAUGAUGAAAUAUUAUAUGAUCACACAAUUGCAACACCAGAUUAUCUAGCUUAA